Messenger RNA from Cryptotermes secundus, 3561 nucleotides. RefSeq lists its product as uncharacterized. The transcript has 8 exons. The record is from RefSeq and is a predicted model, not a curated record. Gene Ontology annotation, molecular function: 8-oxo-dGDP phosphatase activity. The coding region runs from base 59 to 1021 and encodes 320 amino acids. Lineage: Eukaryota; Metazoa; Arthropoda; Insecta; Blattodea; Kalotermitidae.
UCUCUGUUAACUUAACCUGUUUCUGAAAGAAGGCUCUGCUACUGAUGAAAGGAAUGGAAUGGCGGCGAGUGCGGUAUCGAUGUCACGGCUCCUGAAAUUAGCGCAGAAAUUCAAUUGCUUUUACCUGUCAGAGCGACAGCAGGCAAACUGUCGACCCUUCAUUGUUGAAGGCUAUCAAGUGGGGUUGGUGAGACCAGAUGUAAUGUUGGAACUGUCGCGUUACCCAGAUGUGUUUCACAUUCAGCCAGACUCUGUUGAACUAAACCCAGCUUUCAGAGAUUAUGAUGAACGAAGCUCAAAAGUUGAAGCAGUCUUAAAAGAGUGCCGAUCUAACAAUGUAUUCGUUGCAUUAAAGGGAUGGCGGGAAGAGUGCUUUGAGGUUCGAUCUGCAUUCUCCAGCCAUUCACUGCUCAAGAUGGACCGAUCUGCUACUUGUCUGUUUGGUAUCUGUAAUUACGGGGUGGAUAUCAACGGUUAUGUGAUGGACUCAGAGAAGGGACUGUGUAUCUGGCUGCAGCAACGCUCAGCAACGAAACAGACGUGGCCUGGAAAAUGGGACAACAUGGUAGGUGGAGGGCUGUCUGUAGGUUAUGGAAUCCUGGAAACCGCCAUUAAAGAAGCCGCUGAAGAGGCUUCUAUACCAGCAGACUUAAUUGCUAAACUUAGGUCUGCAGGAUGUGUUUCGUUCUUCUUUGAAAGUGAGCGUGGUCUGUUCCCCAACACAGAAUUUGUAUUUGAUUUGGAGUUACCAGCUGACUUCGUUCCUAGUAACAGCGAUGGAGAAGUAGAGACUUUUGAACUUCUGCCUGCUAAAGAAGCUCUAGAGAAAGUGUUCUCAUCAGAGUUCAAGACUACCAGUUGUCCUGUUGUAAUUGAUUUUCUCAUCAGGCAUGGUCUUAUAUCUCCUGAGACAGAACCAAACUUCCCUCAGCUGGUAGAGCUUCUGCAUGUGCCCCUCCAGUCUCUCUAUCGAUAUCACCAAAAGCAAGCACCAUCUGAAAAUGGACAGAACUCACUAUAGCUAAAUUAUUAAUCCAGAAUAGUUACUGAUUUAUGAAGGUGAUAGCCAUAAAAUACAGCUAUAACAUUUUCUAGUCAUGCAUACUUAUUAUCUUAUGUUUAUAGCGAUUAUAUAAAAUAUGAGAAAAUGAGAAUCUUUGGAGAAUGCCACCUUUCAUUCUAGUCUUCCUGGUUAUCCUGUCGGAUGACUAGUCUUGUACUCAUAAAUGACCAUAAGAGCAAGAAUUAUCUCAACAUUUAAUAAUGCAAGUUAGGUGACUGUUGUUACAUUUCAACUAAUAGGGAAUGUGAAUGAAUCAUAAUUUGUGUUUUAUCAGAAUUUUCCAUGCUUCAUAUGAACCACAGUUAAUUUAUAAAGACCACAAUUUACAUCGAAUCAGUACUUGAAGCUUUUACUAAAUAUUAAUAAUGUAAAGAGCUUUUAGUUGGUUAUUUCAGUUUCACUGCUGUGCCCAGGCUUGCAUGGAUGCUAACACUGCUGAGCCCAUCACUCCUGUGAAACCUAGUUUUGAUAGGGUAGUUCUGGUACAUCCUAGAUCUCGGUAUCAUUAAGUGAAAAUUUUUAUAUGACAAAAUUCAAAAUCUGUACAUAAUUCUUAAUAGUAAAAUUGCAGGAACUUAAACUUACUUAGAUUAUAUUAAUGCUGUAAAAACUGUUGGGUAAAGGGAUUGAUUGUAGAGAAGUUGCCUUGCUUUAAGUAUGCAGAAGAAUUUAAAUACUGGAAGUGGAUAGGAUACAUGGAUGUAAGUGUUUCUUAAUAAUUGAAGGAUAUAUUAUUUUGAAACAACUGAAUUUGUAUGGUAAAUAUAUUAGGAAUGGUUUGUUCUGUGGAGAAGAGAGAGACACAAAAUUGUUUUCAUUUCACACAUAUAUUUUAGAUUUCAUUUUCAGUGCACAAAUUUUUUGGAUGAUUAGGUAGGUAAAUAUUGCAUAGCAAUUAAAUUUUCAGUAGUUGUUUUGUAAAGAAAUAUGUUGCUGUGCAUGAUGUAAGAGUUCUAAUGCAGACAGCUAUAUGUAUUAGGGAUGUGCAAGAUUGCUGCAGUCAGGGAAUAAAUAAUUAUGCUUGAACCAGAAAUUAGAUAAUUUCAUCUGCAGACAUAUUUAGAAGUGUGUAUUUAUUUAGUAUAUUUGGCUCUGUGCUUUUAAUAGUGAUACUACUACUAGUCUUAUGUGUACAUCAUGGAUCAAUACUGCAAUUGUAAAAUGUUGUAUUACUGUAUUUCAUUUUAAUUAGUAUGCUGAUUCUAUAUUGUUUUACUGCAUAGAGUUUCAAAAUUUUUCAUUUGAAAGUGGAUUACAGAAGUUAACUAAUGAAGCCUACUUUCUUGCCACAGAUGUCUAGUCCUAGUUCUGGGGGGAUAAUGUUAAAUUUGAGUCAUAUAAGUUUAUAAUCUGAUAAUAGAAUGUAAUUUAUCUCAUGGAUUAGUAUGGUGGUCUCAUUUGUAUGUUUCCGUAUUAAACAGUAUGCAGAUAUCAUCAUCAUCAUCGUCGCCAGUAGUUAUAACAUGUUGCAGAAUGCUCUUGUUGUUAUGGCUUUCUAGUUUUUUAGGUAUUACAUUAAAAAAGAAUUCCUUCUACAGUUGUUAAAAAAUCUGGCUGUCUUUACAAUAAAUUCUCCUUUUAUUAUGAGGUACUAAUAAGCAUGAGAGACUUAGGUAGUUGAAGUUGAUUGAUUAUAAUUUGAAGUUGCAACUCAGUAAGCUUUGGAAAUAUAUGACUUCUUUAGGGAGAAAAAAGUUCAAUUUAUAUUCAGCUUGAGGUAUAUGGUACUCAUUUAAUCAAACCUCGUGAAGUUGCCAAUACAUUUGCCAAGCAUUUUCAGUCAGUAUAUAAUAAUCCCUGGCCAGGGGCCUUUCCCUCUCUUAUGUUAUCUUCUGAAUUUCUGUCUUCAACUGCUGUUCCCAAUUCUGAUAUUUUUAAAGCCCUAAAAUAUCUGAGAGCAUCCCUGGCUUCGUUAUCAACGGCUGUUAUGUUUGUACAUGUUCUGAAACAUAUUUUUAAAUUAACCUUAUCCCAUCAGUAUUUUCCUACCUUGUGGAAGCAAGUGGAAAUUGUUUAUGAUUUCAAAAAAGGCAGUCCCUCUGUUACCAAGUACAGACACACCUCUGCUCUUAAUAAUUUCUCCAGAUUAUUUUAAAAUGUUUUAUAUGACCCUGUUUUACAUUGCCUGAAAUUUAAAUUAAACCCUUAUCAACAUGGUUUAACUAACUAUGAAGCAGCCAUCACUACUGUUGUAACCUAUAUCGAUUUUAUUACCCCCUUAGGCAGCUCUCAGCAUCAAGCUUACCAGAACAUUUCACCUUGUCCCUCAUACACUGCUACUUCAUAUGGUUAGUGCUUUUGAACUUUCUGGUGGUUAUAUAAACUAGUUUCAUGGUUACCUAACCAACCAGCAGUCUCAGGUCUGUGUUUCUGGAAUUCUUUUCUGCCCCUUUUGAAGUACACACAGGUGUUCCUGAAGGAUCUGUUCUGGGGUCCCUGCUCUUCAUUAUCUUUGUUAAUGACAUGUGAUGCACUUACCUACUCCAGGUAUCUACUAU